AACAAAAACAAAAACAAAAAAAGUAAAAAAGAAUGAAGGAAUGGCUAUCUACGUACGUCAUGGCUAUCUACAUCUGCUAAUGGCAUUCACCAUCUGGGUGUACAAGGUUGUGUUUGUGUAUGAGCACUGACAGGUAAGUGAGCUUUUCAUGUCUCUAACUUUUCCUUGCCCAGUCACUACGUAGAUUCUUCUGUAAAUCAUCAAUAGAACAGGCAAGAGAGGACGGCGAAGAAAUUUCUCGUUUACUAACUGUUUGCGGAUGCGACUGCAAAGAUGUUUUCAAGGGAGUACAGUGUAAUUGGACAGACUAUAUACAAAAUAAAUUUCGCUCGGAUGAGUUCUCUGGCACAACAAUGGACUUUCUGAGAUCAAACUCUUGGACGGUGGGAGAAAGAAUCUGCGCGGCGUUUGUACCAUUUAUAGCCAUAAUCGAGGCAUUGAUAUUGGCAGUGACCGAUUGCUUCAGCCACCGUCCCCGCCCAAGGAAAGCGGAACGCCGACUCAACUACGCGGAUCUCUCUCGCCUCGCCGAUGAGUCAAGAUUUAGUGUUAAUGAAGUGGAGGCAUUGUUUGACCUGUUUAAGAAGUUGAGUAGCUUAAUUACUGACGAUGGUUCAAUUCACAAGGAAGAGCUUCGGUUAGCACUGUUCCAAACUCCAUAUGCCGAGAAUAUUUUUCUGGAUCGGGUUUUUGAUCUUUUUGAUGAAAGAAGAAAUGGUGUUAUUGAGUUUGACGAAUUUGUACAUGCACUCAGUGUCUUCCAUCCCUAUGCCCCAUUAGAAGAAAAAAUUGAUUUUGCAUUUAGGCUGUACGAUAUGAAACAAACAGGAUAUAUCGAACAAGAAGAAGUCAAACAAAUGGUAAUUGCCAUAAUGACGGAAUUAGACAUCAAAUUAUCAGACGAACUUCUUCAGGCUAUCAUUGAUAAGACAUUUGCUGAUGCUGAUUUGGACGAGGAUGGUAGAAUCAGUAAAGAAGAAUGGAAGGCUUUUGCCAUUCGGCAUCCAAGCCUCUUGAAGAACAUGACUCUUCCUUAUUUGAAGGACGUCUCCACUAUCUUCCCAAGUUUCGAUUUUAACAAUGAGGUUGAAGACUGAGAAGAGAAUUUGAAAGCAUUUUGUUCACAUUCAGUUAUGUACAGAGCUGCUUUUAAAGUUUUAAUUCAGCACAGUUUGUUGGAAUUUUACUUUCCGUAUGAUUUUGACUUGUUACAGAUUUAAGUGGCUGGAAACCUGUUGCCGGGAUGGCUGCAUCAUGGUCGCUUAGAGCCAAGUUUGUUUUUGAUGUAAUUUGGACCCUUGCUAGAAAGUAUGUACAAUUUAGCUUGAGAUUACGAUAGAUACCAAUGCAUUUUCGUUUUCUCGUAA
Molecule: messenger RNA, 1367 nt
Organism: Ziziphus jujuba (common jujube)
Lineage: Eukaryota; Viridiplantae; Streptophyta; Magnoliopsida; Rosales; Rhamnaceae
Product: calcineurin B-like protein 10
Exons: 9
Coding region: 354-1097 (247 amino acids)
Biological process (GO): calcium-mediated signaling
Molecular function (GO): calcium ion binding; kinase binding
Source: RefSeq, a predicted model, not a curated record